Fundulus heteroclitus (mummichog) is the source of this 7498-nucleotide messenger RNA. RefSeq names its product unk like zinc finger (gene unkl). Bases 52 to 2301 code for a protein of 749 amino acids. Lineage: Eukaryota; Metazoa; Chordata; Actinopteri; Cyprinodontiformes; Fundulidae. Gene Ontology annotation, molecular function: metal ion binding. The record is from RefSeq and is a predicted model, not a curated record. The transcript has 15 exons.
CAGACGAGCAACAGAUCCGAGCGCAUGCGCACUUCAUUGUUUUGACUGAAAAUGCCGUCGGUUUCGAAAACGGCGGCCAAUGCGUCUCCUCAAACCGAGAAACCUACCCACUAUACAUACUUGAAGGAGUUCAGGACGGAGCAGUGCCCGUUGUUCCUCCAGCACAAGUGUACGCAACACAGACCCUUCACUUGCUUUCACUGGCAUUUUCUAAACCAGCGACGAAGGCGACCCAUCCGAAGAAGAGACGGGACCUUCAACUACAGCCCCGACGUGUACUGCACGAAAUACGACGAGACCACAGGCAUCUGCCCCGAUGGAGACGACUGCCCGUAUCUACACCGUACCACCGGUGACACAGAGCGCAAGUACCAUCUACGAUAUUACAAGACUGGUACUUGUAUCCAUGAGACAGACGCUCGGGGGCAUUGUGUGAAGAAUGGCCUCCACUGUGCUUUUGCUCACGGGCCACAUGAUCUCCGACCUCCGGUUUAUGAUAUCAGAGAGAUACAAGCACAAGAGGCUCUCCAGAAUGGUCAGUUGGGAUCUGGGGAAGGAAUCCCUGACCUGCAGCCUGGUGUUCUGGCCAGCCAAGCUAUGAUUGAGAAAACUCUGACUGAGGAUCCCCGGUGGAAAGAUACCAACUUUGUGUUAGCCAAUUAUAAAACAGAUCAGUGUACCAAGCCGCCAAGACUAUGCAGACAGGGCUACGCGUGUCCCCACUACCACAACAGUAGAGAUCGAAGGCGAAAUCCAAGGAAGUUCAAGUACAGGUCAACUCCUUGCCCUAACGUGAAGCAUGGUGACGAAUGGGGCGAGCCGUCAAAGUGCGACAGUGGAGACAGUUGCCAGUAUUGUCAUUCUCGUACCGAACAGCAGUUUCACCCAGAGAUCUACAAAUCCACCAAAUGCAAUGACAAACGACAAACCGGCUAUUGUCCACGGGGACCAUUUUGUGCAUUUGCACAUGUAGAAAGAAUUCCUUCCACAGAGGAGACCAUGAACUCAUUGCUGUCAGCAAUCCAUUCGAGUUCGCAGUCCCAGCUGGGCUCUCAGCAGUUUUCUGAGUGUCCAAUCGCCGAGUGGAACAGCGGAGCGAACUCUAGCACCAAUAUGACCAGUAGCAACGGACAAGUAGGGCAUAUUAAGAGCAAGGGACACAUGGAUCACAAAUUAAUGGACCAAGAAAAGCAGACACAAAACACUGUAUUCUCUGUGGGGAACCCCUUGGCAUCCAGCUUUACCUCCAGCAUAACAUCCAGCUUGGCCUCUAGUAUUGGCUCAGAUAGCUCUUCACCCACCACCUUAUCAACAAUGAAUGCGAAAGCUACUCCAUUCUAUCCAGGAAGCAACACAGUGGAGUCUGUCAUAGGGUCAGCGCUGGACCUCAAGUUCAGUGACAUUAACGUAGCCUCUCUUGAAAAAGAAUUAGAGGAGCAAGAGGGCAGCUUAGGACUGACGAGUCACAGGGUGCUUGGUGGAUCUGCUCCUGUCAACAUUCCAGGGUCUCUGGCGCGUUCGUCCUCGUUUAAUUCCUCAUCUUCACUCUCCACCUCCCCGCUAAGCUCCCUCUCCCAGUCCCUGUCACAGUCUCUGCUUUCUGGGACGGUUUCCCAGCAAAAUCAGCCUUCAAACAUACUCGCCAAGCAAGAGCAUGGCUUACUGGGAACACCCACCUCUUCCUCCCAGAAUUCUCUGGGCUUAAAUGGAGGGGCAAGUAACAUCUGGGACUUUGUAAGUGGCAGCUUUUCCCCAAGUCCAUCGCCGGUUUUUAGCACCCUAUCCUCCACAACCAGCAGUGCAGACGUGGCACGUCUUUUUAGAGAGUUGGAUGAAGCCAAGAGGAAGAUCAAGCAAUGGGAGGAGGCCUGGCAUCAGGUUAAACAAGCCUGCGAAGCUUGUCAGAAGGAUGCUCUGGAAGCAAAGGAACAAGCGAAGGCCGCCGAGGCAGAGCGGCAGCUGGCAGAGCAGAAAUGGGAAGAAACCGAGCGCAAGCUGAAGGAGCUCCAGGGGGACUUUGAUAUGCUUUGCCGUACCCCCGGAACGCCGCUUCUACGUAGCUACGGGGAGCUGGAGCAGCUCCCCUUGUCAAAGCUUCACUCCAUUCAGAGUCAGCUACGUAAUGACCUAGACCUUAUAGAUGGGGUAAUAUAUCAGCUUCAGUCAAAGAAAUGUAUAGUUUGCCAAAAGCAUGAUCGUUGCGUUGUGCUGCAACCUUGCCAACAUUAUGUACUAUGUAAGACCUGUGCGCCUAGUAAAACAGAAUGUCCUUAUUGUAGAACAAAAAUAUUAAAGUGGUGAUGUACAGUAACUCAAGGUACUAUUUAAAGAAUUAGCCCUUUGGAAAACUACUAAUAGAUAACACAUUUUCUAAACAAAUUUUCUUGUAGUGGUUGAAUUAUAUUAGAGUGAAAUUAUGUUUGACUGACAAAGCCAAUAGUAUUAUAACUAAGGUCACAUAUAUAGAAUUAAUUUGUUUCUGCUCAUGUUAUUUCCAUGUUACAUUAGUUCCCAGUUUGCACUUAGAUUAAAAUGACAAUUUGCCCAUAAUUUAUAUCUAUCACAACUAAGACACUUUUAAGCUGAACGUCUUUUCUCCAGAUGCUUACAUUUUGGCUAAUUUGCGAAAUUUUGAUGAUUCUUAAAACAGAUAAAAGUCCAAUUAUCAAUCACAAACCCGACAGACAUUACAGCAAAUGCCCAGUCGAGGUUGAAACACUUUAACUAGUAAACACGGUGAAGUCUUCUCGCUCUAAUCAGUGUGGGUUUCUGUUAGGGGGAAUUAAUUUUUUUUUUUUUUCACCAUUUUCUGGCAGCAUUCUCAUCUCUGGAAGAACUUGAAGUUGCCUGGAACUAAAUAUUUGAAGCAAUUGUAACUCAAGCUUCUCAGUGAAUAUCUUCGAAACCAGUAUAAAGCUAAGUUAAGUGUUUAGUUAGUUUGGUGCAUUGUUGUAAUCAGAAUUACUGCAGUGAAUAUUUUAUAAAAAACAAAAACCUACUACUUAACGGUGACCUUUACACACAAACUAACAUGGGUUUUUAGCAUAAAAUGGGGCAAAACACAAAUGAGGAACAUGUGUAAAUAAAGAAAGCAUUUCACAUUACAUCUACAGCUUAUCCUCCAAUAAUGACAAGUAUUUGAUUUGAAUUUUAAAAUAAAGCAUUUUGGUAAGAAUAUUCUGCACUUAAUAAAAAACACACAUUUAGUGGUGUUUUAGUACUAUAUUUAAAUAUGCAGUUAAAGAGAGUAAAAGGGUUCCUCUUCAAUUGAAACUGUUUUUAACCAUUUCUUUUAUAUGCGACCAGUCAAACAUGAUUUUUGACCAAGUUUUGAAAGAAGUUUGAUUUCUUAUUAAGAGCACUUUGUUAACCUGGGACUUAAUUAAUGGGUAUAUAGUAAUUUGCUUUAAGCUGUUUCGUAGGUAUUUUGUUGUCUCGUUUUAGAUUUAUACUUUGUUUUUCUACAUAAGCUAAUGUCUGAAGCUUCUGUGUGUACUGUGAAACAUUUGAAUAUUCCUUGUUUCAUAUUGUUAAAAAUCACAGCAUGGUUCUGCAUAUUAAGAUUUCAUAGAAAAAGUGCUUAAUAGUUUCUACUGUAGUUAGAUUUAUAAAGUUUUAAUCAAUUAAGUGCAAAUUCAAAACUGCAUUGUAGGCAUAACCAGCAGCUGUAAUAUCAGUAAGGCACAUGCUACAUGUUAAAGGCUGUUUUUCAAUCAGUAAAGUUUGUUAUGUAGAAAUAAUAAAAAAAAAUAUUCAUUAGAGAAGCAUGUAUUGUACUUGGUAUAAGCCUAAAGUGGUGAUAUUUUUGGUUUUUGUAGGAAUCUAGCCUCCUGACUUUGUCUAGAACAUAUCGGCCUCUGACUCUAAAGUGCCUUGCCUUAGUUGAAAAGGUUGUGUGUAGAAUCAAAGCAAACACAGGUAGUUAAAGCUUGUGCACAGGUUUAUGCGUGUUUAACUUUGCAAAAGUAUCAACAUGUGUAUGACUACAUGUGUAUAAGAGUAUAUUCCAUUAUUUUUGGCCAAAUUCCAGUAAGUAUUUGUGCAGAAAGCAGAGGGGUAGGGGGGGGGGGAUAACAUUUCGAACUUAAACUGUCAGUGCCUGCGUCCUGACCCUUAAAAAAAAAUAAAGCCUCCAUGCUCUCCUCCAAGUUAACCAGCCAGCAGCUCAUUCCUUGGUUGUGGUGCUCUUUUGGUGCAGCUUCACUCUUUGAAAUUAGGUAUUACAAUUUUUACAUUUGGGAGUAUGCAAACUUAGGACACAUUGAAUUUGUACAGAAAUGCUUUUUUUUUUUUUUUUUUUUUUUUUUGUGAGUAGUUGUUUUUCUGAAAGAUUUCUGCAGUAAAUGAAGUUUGAUCAUGAGAUGGGUUUUGCAUAGGAUUUGUGCUUCAGUUCCUCUAACUGAGAAGACCUUCUACUGUGUAAAAAAAAAAAAGAGGAAAAGAAAUAAGGCAAAAACCUUUUAUUCUUGCUUUAAAUUAAGUAGAAAAUCAUGUAUCUGAAAGUAAACUUUUUUGCUACUUACGAAUAUGGGAUAAUGCAUUGUUUACAUUCUCACAAAUGACAAUUAAGCAACUCAGAGGAAAAAUGUCAUAAACUUUACUGCGUUUGAGCAUUUGUAUGAUCAUAUUGCAGCAUAUAGGGCAGGCUAAACACUUCUGGUAUUGCAUGUUAUGCGAUAUGGCUACCACCUACAAUUAAAGUACUAAAAAAUGUCUGCACUGUGUCACACUGCCAGGAUAUUUGUAUUGACUUCUAAUAAGGCUUAAAUACUUCUGCAAGCUUCGCUGCUGCUGGAAAGGGUAUUAAUGUAGUUUCUUCUGAUACAGUUAGAUGUUUGAAUGUUGUACAUCCACUCAGAUUUCAAUUAUAAAAGUCUUUAAUGCAUCUUAAUCUUUUGAUUGAUUCAUUCGUAAAUCCAUUUGCAACGUUUUUUAGUACUUUUGUAAUUCACAUAAAACAAUGUCAUUGAGCUGUACUACUUAUAGAUUGUUGCUUUUUUUUUUCUUUACUGUAAUUGAUAAAAAAAAUUCUCAUAUUUCAUUAGGCUUUGUCAUCUUCUGUAUACUUGAUACAGUGGUGUACAGUGCAGCUAAUUCACAGAAUCCUUUGGUCUGUUUUGUUUUUGUCUGUAAAGCCAACGAUGCUAAAGAUGUCUUGUGUGAAAAAUGUCAAAAAUGAACCAAAGUGGUGUUUUUAGUAGCUGUCCAAAUGGCGUGCACUGUAAAGAGAAAAAUCAAGCCUUGAACAGAAUUUCAAGGACGCUCUAGCUUCGGCCAGAUUGGCUGUUUUCUAAAUCAUAGUUGAAAGCACAAAGGUUAUUUGGAUGAAACGUUUCAGAGCAGCUGAAAUUCUGUUUUUGGAUGGAUUUUUGUUUCAAUGUUUAUUCAGUAAGGUGUAAAUUCUCUAGGAGUCGGUAACGCGGCUCGUUUUGCUUCGAUGUCUAAUGGACUCUGUUUUAUUUUUUGUUUUACCAAAGACUUAGGUUGGUUUCUUACAUCUCCCAAACCCCCUACUGCUCUUCUUCACUUCUGUAGGAAGUCUAAAUUGGUUGAAUUAAAGAGGUAAUUCACCUAGUACCUUAAUAGAUAAAAUUCUUUGUUUUGUUUUUUUAGCUAAAGUCAUGAGUUUAUACACAGAUGUUCCAAAAUGCAUGAGUCUAAUCCUAGCAAAAUGUUUGUUUUUAUGGCAGAGUUUCCCUCUACUGGCCGACUUUAAGUGCAGAUUCAGUGUCAGUUUAGUUGUUGUCAGUAGAAAAUCAUGAUUCAGUGAAGACAUGUCUUGGUAAAUUAUCUUUUGUGCUUCUGAAGUGGCCAUAUAAGCUCUAUAAAAUCUCUUUUGACUUUGCUUUAUCUAAAUAGUUAUGAAAUCAGCAGGUUUGCUUUUUGAUUGUUAUGGCAGGCCUACAGUGACUGUAAGGUGCUUCCUUUGUGAAUUCAUAUGUUUUAUUAUUUGUUUAACGGAUGCUCAAAUUAAGUUUAUUUGUUUUCUUUCCCAGGACAGAAAAUGAUUGUGAAGCAUCAAUGACAGAUACAGACAAAAAUUUAACUCAUUUGCUUUUGGCAGUUUGCCAUGUGUGUUAAAUCUUUCAAGAAAUCCACUUGGCCUAUUUAAAAUUUUUGUUAAAAAAGAAAUGAAAAAAAUACAGAUAAAUAGGUGCUCAUUUGGUUUUUGCGGCUUUCAUGUCAGCGUCCCCCCCCCUUAUUUUAUCUCUUAACGGACCAAUUAAUUUCAUAUAAAUCUGUGCCUUUAAUAAUUACAUAUUGUUGAUUGACUGACUUAAGAGGAAAUGCAUCUUUAAUCAGAAUCAAAAUUUUAGUGCCUUACAGUAAUUUUUGAGGACCACAAUGCGGUUCCUGACGGUCCUGAGCAUUUAGGCCAUGUGAGCUGAAAGGAAAAUUGCAAAGCUAAUGAGACUCGUUUCCGCAGUCUGACCAAAUAAAACAAAAUAUUUCAUCAUCUUUGCCAAUCUUUGUCUGUAUUUGCCAUACAGGAUCUGAAACCUGAAAUAUAUAACCACUGAAUUUACCUGAAUUAUUUGUUCUGAAUGAGGUAUUUGACACAGAAAUGUCUUUUUAUUUUUGUGGUAAUGAAAAGCACCAAAUAGGAAGACUUGUAAAUGAAUAUUAAUACAUGUAACAUGAUGCUCUGCUCUACGUUGGAAUAGUUUGAUCUGUGUUCCUUUGUUACUUGCGGUGUCUUUUUUUUUGUUUUUUUUUUUUUGUUUUUUACUACUUAACCUUUAUGAAAAUGGAGCCAGAAGAUUUAUGCAAUCUUGUACAUUUAUGAGUGUGAUGUAUGAAGCUGUUCAAAUUAAGCAAAACUAUUAGUAGGAAGUCAAAUUAAUCUAAACAUGGAACCAACUGGUUUAUGUACUUUAGAAAUUUGCGACAUGGUAUUUUAAUAUCAAAGCCAAGAAAUAAUGAAUGUAUUCUAAAUUAGAUAUUCAGCUAAUAGACUAGGGAUUAUGAAGCGCAAUUAAUUGAUUAUGAUGUAGCAUUUAGCUGUGAACUGCUAUUCAAUAAAAUAUAUUAGAACUUUAAAAAUGCAACUUUUCAAGUUUCUAUUUGUCAGAAUAAAAUAAUUUAAAGAAAUGUGCUUUUUUAAAAGGUUACCUUGGGAAUUUUAACAGAGAAUGUGUUAAAUCUAAGAAAACCGCAUCUCAUGUCAGUGGGUUUAGUCAUUAUUUAUAGAUUAUAAUAUGUCCCGUCUUUGUGACAAGCUGUAUGAAUAUGUAGGAAAAUCUAUUCUGAUAACUGUAGAAAUGAUUCUGUUUGUAUAUCGAUAUAUAUUUUUUUGUGUUGUGAACACAAAAGCAGGUCCAAGUUUUAGAAUGCUAGAUUUUUUUUUUCUACAUUGAAGAUUGUGUUUCACAGUUACUGUAGUGUUUUAUUAGUUUGUUAACACAUGUUAAUUUGUUACACUACAGUUAUGCAAUGGUUUACAGAGUUCACAAAUUAUUUUUAUCAUCUUGAGAAUUAAAAUAAUUUUUCAUCCGAA